Messenger RNA from Struthio camelus australis, 6042 nucleotides. Lineage: Eukaryota; Metazoa; Chordata; Aves; Struthioniformes; Struthionidae. The record is from RefSeq and is a predicted model, not a curated record.
AAGCUGAUGUGUUCCCUGUGAACCUGGCCAUGUUCUGAAACCCUUCUCCAGGACCAAUCUCAGAGCUGGGUGCCUUAGCUCAGGGGUUUUCUGGAAGAAAAUCGUCAACCUCUCGUCCUUCGUGAAGUUUUUGAACCAUGGCAAGUCCAAGGACAAGGAAAGUUCUUAAGGAAGUCAGAGCACAAGAUGAGAACAAUGUCUGUUUUGAAUGUGGUGCAUUUAACCCCCAGUGGGUGAGUGUGACCUAUGGAAUUUGGAUCUGUCUUGAAUGCUCAGGAAAACACCGAGGCUUGGGAGUUCACCUCAGUUUCGUACGCUCUGUAACUAUGGACAAAUGGAAGGAUAUUGAGCUGGAGAAAAUGAAGGCUGGAGGUAACAGUAAAUUUCGAGAGUUCUUGGAGUCUCAAGAUGACUACGAUCCCUGCUGGUCAAUGCAAGAGAAAUACAACAGCAAAGCUGCAGCUCUUUUUAGAGAUCAGGUAGCUACUGUAGCUGAAGGCAAGGAGUGGUCCCUUGAAACUUCUCCUGCAAAGAACUGGACCCCGCCACAGCCGAAAAUGUCUUUCUCUUCAGCUCAUCGUAGUUCUGCUGGACAAUCUCAGAAUGCAACUGCCUCAUCUGACAAGGCUUUUGAAGACUGGUUAAAUGAUGAUGUCAACUCCUAUCAAGGUAGCCAAGAGAAUCGCUACGUGGGUUUUGGGAACACAGUAACCCCUCCAAAAAAGGAAGAUGACUUCCUGAAUAAUGCUAUGUCUUCACUGUACUCGGGAUGGAGCAGUUUUACAACUGGAGCUAGCAAGAUUGCCUCAGCUGCUAAAGAGGGUGCUACCAGAUUUGGAUCUCAAGCAAGUCAAAAGUUUUGGGGCUACAAGCAGCAGCCAGAGCCGGCAUCAGAGUUAGGUCAGACAUUAAAUGAAAAUGUUCUCAAACCUGCACAGGAAAAGGUGAAAGAGGGGAAAAUUUUUGAGGAGGUCACCGUGGGGGUAUCACAGUUGGCCAGCAAGGUUCAGGGAGUUCGAAGUAAGGGAUGGCGAGACGUCACCACUUUCUUUUCUGGCAAAACAGAUGAUAAUUGUGAAAGACCAGCUGAGGGAGACAGCUACCAGAACAGUGGAGGGGAGGGCUACCAGAACAAUGCUGUAGAUCAAAGCUUCUGGGAGACCUUUGGCAACUCAGACCCACCAAAAGCUCAUAAAUCUCCGAGCAGUGAGAGCUGGACGUAUGUGGACAAUUCCACAGAGAAGAAGAGCUCCGAUAGCUGGGACGUGUGGGGUUCAGGAACAGUCUCCAACAACAAGAACAGUAACAGCGACAGCUGGGAAAAUUGGGAGACCAACUGGGAAAACACAGGAGGGGAGAGCAAGACUAAAAAGCCUCCUAAGGCAACAAAAAAGGCAUCUUCAGCUGAUGAUGGGUGGGAUAACCAGAACUGGUAGAACUCUGUUAACCCUGUUUUGCACAGCUAGGGAAAGGAGGCUAUGCUGGCUGAUUGAGGGGAGAGAGUUUCACAUACAGUUUGAUUAUCUUGGUUGACCGUGCUGGUCUAUUACUUUUGUGCUUCCUUCCCAUUCAUUCUCCUUUCUUCUAUCCAAGUUUAGGGAAAAAAAAUAGUGUCUGAAUCCUGUUACUAUGUAAAGAUGGCUCUCCCAUUUUUAAGGAUAACGAUAAAUAUAAUCUCCUUGCACUAUUGAAGCUGGGUACAGUAACUUUCUUAACAGGGAGGUUCACAGGAAAAAAAAGUGCAAGCACAUUUUCAUGGCACAACCUUGCAUGUGUAGUUUUAUAGGUCUUCAUCCAGUCUUCAUAUAAUUUGAGAUGACCUGAAGUGUUUAAUACAAACAAAGGAGAGGGUAUAUCUUAAAAAGAGAGCCAUUAAAUAAGCAAAUUGCAGUUGCACAGUUCUAGUUCAAUGCCUUAUGGAUUGCUGGGACCACAUUACAUCUGGCAAUUCAAAAUGGUAUUUAAGAUACUUUUUAUUGGAGAUAUGUUUUUAAACUUUAUGAGGUGUGAAGACUUUUAAAACUUUUCUCUCCUUAGAAGUAAUAAAGAAUCUAGAGCCAGAUAAUGACUUGUAAUAACAGUGUGAGCUGCCAAAAGAGAUUUAGGAUGGCUCUACUUGCCCUUCUUACUCAUUUGGUUAAGAGUUUACACAGUGCAGCUUUCCUCCACAUGUAAUGUAAAGCUGUGAAACUCUCCUUCUUUUUCUGUACUCCUCCCCCAAUUUGAGUAUUAGUAGAGUCUGUCUUUUCUGUCUGAUUUUCUUCCUUCUACCCUUCUAUUUCAUCUGUCCUGAUAAGUUACAUCUUUCUUUUCUGCUGCUUAUGGCCUUUUGGACGUUUACUUGGCAGCUUGGCAGUGUAGCAAACUUGUUAAAAAAUACAGUUAGAAAAAAUAGGUGGAAAAUAUGAGAACAUCGGGGAGAGAGGCUGGCAGCAAGCCCCUUUCCAGAUGAGUAGAUGUCUGGAUUUAAUAGUCAAACUUAAAUUAAGUAGAUGUUUUCAAAAUUAAUCAUUAAUUUGUCAAACUGUAUCUCUCUUUCUAUUAUGUCUUUCUCCAGAUUUUCUUCCUGGACCUUGUUAAAGGAAACACUAUUUUGGAAACUUUAGAAAGUUCUUGUCAGCAUUAAGGAAUGGAAUAGGAGAUUGUUAUGUCACGGUUUUGACCCAACAAACUGGUUUGCAUGACACACACACCAUAACUUUUGUGGAAAAAUUGGGACUCCUGCCUUUAACAGCAAAGGCUUCUUAUGUAUGCCUACUAGUUCUGUUUUGGGGGGUGGGAUAAAUAGCUGAAAAUAAUCAGCUCAUUUGAAAACUGUAAAUCAUGAUGUCUUUGUGUGGUCUGCUUUGGUACCAAUAUGGAGUUCUUUUCUGUGCAUCCUGUAAAUCUUAAAACAUGUCCAAAAAACCUUUUACUUAAAUGAGUUAAUUGUUCAAGCAAGUGAUCAACCUCGGUUGUCCAAGUUAUCUCAAGUAAUGCUUUAUUUCUUUUCCCUUCACAGAGGUUUUCAAGUUUAUACUAAUAGUCAAAAGUCAAGAGGCCAUAUAAUUGUAUUCAGCAGCAAAGACAGAAAGGGAAUGGUGAGGGAAAUUGAAUUACAUAGUUUUUAAAGUAACAGUUUUUAAAGAUUUACAGUCUGAGUAAGAGCAUCUCUGUUUAUAUCCCUGAAUUCUGAUCUUGCAGAACCCCUGCUGUCUUUCUAUUCAUAUGAUCUUUUAGAUGGUCAAAAAAAUAAUUUUCUAGCUUUCUCUAGCCUUCUCCUACAAAAGUUGGGAUUUUUUUUUCUUUUUGCUUCUCCUGAUAAAAGCGUUUCUGAAUCUAGUGCAGUUGCAGGAGCCAGUACUGCUCAUGACCCAAGCACCAGUGUAGGCUGAGCCAUGCCAGUUGUGUGAAGCGUCCUUGCUGACACGAUGAGCCUGUGGAAGUGACAAAGGCAGGAGAGAUCUUAAUUUUCAAUGCUGCUUGUGGUACUGUUGGAAAACAAGGUUUACAGCCUGACUAUAAAACAAGGAUUUUGUUCUAUGUUUUCUUCUGUUCUAUGUUUUCUUCUGUUCCAGAUAUACCUUUGUCAUAGCUUAAUUGCGUGUCAUACAUGUAACUUUGUAUUUUUAUGCAUACACUUCUGUUGCCUUAUUCUUGUCAUUUGUCUGCUGCCCAGUACAAAACUGUAAGGCAUGUACCCUGAAGGCCAUGGUGUGUAAUUUAUAUGAAUCGGCACUGCCAAAUCCUUGACUGACAGUUAAUCUUUGAAGUGUUGCAGUAAUGGUGGCGGUGUAAUGCAUCUGACCGGUUGCAUUAUCUGACUGCUGAUGUCUGUCUGAGGUGAUGUGAAGCUGAUUCAGCUUCCUGUGUACAAAUUUAUUACGGUUUCUCUUUCAUAAACCUCCUGCAAUAGUUUGUAGGAGGAUAAGCUUUAUUUCAAUCCAUUCAGUCAAUAAUACUGUGAUGUGUAUGUGUACAUUCUCCUCAGCUGUGUGUUUAGCCUAGGAGAAAACUGAUUUACUUGUACAUCACUUGGAGCUGCAACUGGCAUUAGCCAUUUGUUUGUCGGAUGGGUGCUUGUUUUCCCCUUGUUUGUUUUAGGAUUUUUGUUUGUUCGUUUGUUUUUUGAGACUUCAGGUUCUGAAUUAAACAGCCAGAGUCCUACUAAGGCAAAUGUUUUGGAAUAUUGUUUUUUUUUUUCCAGUUAAGUAGACAGUGACAGAAAAGUUGCCUUCUUUAGGUACUGCUGUUGAGAUGCAAGGAUACAACUCCCAGAAAGGUGUUAGUGGAAGAUACUGAAAAACAAUGUAACUCAAGAGCUGGCAGAAACUAAAGCUGCAGUGACAAAGCUAAUGUGUCUCAGUUUGACAGGUGAAUCAACAUUUUUGACUUGUCUGAAUCUGAAUGAUUUACCAAGUCUUCCAGAGGAGAUGAUGAAAUGAGGGCGUUUUCUGUUGCAAAGCCUCCGUUUAUUUGAUUUUACUCUUUCAAAGAGUAGAUGACUAGGAUGUUAGGACGUGUCUGCUUUGGAAAGCAGUUUGGUAGGAUGUGUACAAUCAGGCUGGAUGUGUGGAGGGAGCGUUUGGGAGUCAGUUUUCAUUAUGUACUGGAUUUUCUUACCCCUUGCUUUUUUUUUUUUUUUCCCCUCCUGUCUCCUCAAUCAUGAGCUCUGUAAACAAAGGCACUGAUUAUAGCUUGGCAGAGCUGAAGCUGCCUCCCUAAAGGUGUGGCUUAUUGAUGAGUUUAAUUCAGCAUCUAGGCAGGCAAGGCUCUAGUAUUCCUGUACUUCAGUCCUGCACCUUUUAGUAAUGCUUUUAAAAGUCAUACAAGCAGAUUGCUUGGAGUGAGGGCUGCAGGUGAAAUAACACCUGGGCAAUUGCAACAUUUGGGCAUUGCAACAUUUUUCAAAUUUCCUAGUGUUUCAAACUUUGUUUUAUUCCUUUGUAUGGCUUCAACUUUGGAAGACACAGAGCAGCUGGAUUCCUGCCAAUAGUCUGAAAUCAGAGAAACUUCAAGACAUUCAAAUUGAGUGCCACUUGCAAAGGAGAAGAAGUCUUGGUGAGUGUUCCCAAGGCAGGAACUGAAUCUAAUUCUAGGAGUUAGGGAUUAUUUUAAAAUGUUUCAUUUUUGUCUUGAAGCCUGUUAAUAACUAUUGCAUUUCAAGAAGUGCUUGUCCAACUCUUCCUUAUGGUUGAGGUUUCAAGGAUAAUGCUGCUGCUUUUAUUUUUCACUCCGAACUGUGUAACAUUCCAUGGGUUCAUAAUGUAUUUAUCAGUGUAAUAAUCUGUGCAAUAAUUUAACAAGUGUAGGUAAAACUUUUGUUGUUUAGUCCAGGAUACAUUUAAAGAUACAGUGGUCCUCUUUGAGAGUAGCAGUCAACCAAGGUAUUUCCGUUUUCACCUUGCUUUGGUGACAUUAAAUUCCACUAACUCUGUCAAGGAGGGCUUGAACAAUUGGUUAUUUAAACAGAAAUCAAGAAACACUGUAACGCCCAUUAUUAGAGUUUUAUUGUAAUGGCUUAGAACGACCUCUUGAAGCCUCUUCUGCUUUUCCUGCCAACAGAAAUUUGGUCAGUGUGGAAUACUGUAUCUUUAAUUUUCCUGAUGUGUUUUAUGUGAAUUUCACAGGAAUGGCAAUUCCAGUGAAUGCUAUUCAUUGUUUUGUAGAGUGGUACUAGACUUGAAUUGCAGUGUCAUCUUUUGAAAGAACAUUAUAAUAAAGCAAAGAGAUAUGGAGCGGAAUGGUGUUUAGCCCUUUUUCAGGAGGCUUCAGUUAAUUUUAAAGGCCCUAGGAAAAAUCAUCGAUUUGCAUCAGUCUGACUUGUCUAGAGUGUGACAAAGGCUGACUUAUGCGGCCUUUUGGUUGGAGGGGUGGCUAGAAUUGGCUCCGUUGGUUCCAUGGAAUUGGUCUCUCUAAGCAAUGAAGUAGCUUAAUUCUCAGUAUAGUUGGAUCAUAGAAUAAAGUCAAAUGGGAUGCUUCCUAAUUAAGAAAAUAGGAAAGUAUCGCUACAGUAUCAGCAUGAAAAUGUCUUGUUGGAGGAAAGUAACUGACAUAUUGAUC